CCGAACCACCCCUUUCAAGGAACUCCAACGUUUUCGGGACACCCUGUAUUUCAACGAUUAUCGUCCAUGACUUAUUUACGGAAAUUACAACGGCGAAACGUUCAAUUUCGUUCGAGUUCGUUACUCGAGUUGCAUGUCAAGUUUGAUUUAAUUUGGUUUAAGACCGUAUCAAAGCAUAGUGUUUAUUCUUUCGAUUGUGUUAUCUUCGUGUAUCGUAAUUUCGCCUACCCAAGCGCACCAUCAGCAAAAUAAACAGUAGAACGUUUCUAGAGGACGAGACAGAGUUCCAUACGUGAAACGUGGAAAAUCGUGGCCACAUCUAAAUUAAUUAUAUCAAUUGAAACGUCAUAAAUAUACAACAAUAUUUACAAAUUUCAUCAUUUAGUUGCAUUUAUUUUUCAUUUUACCGUAUACUUCGUUCUCGAUGACUGUUGCGAGUCGAAAUCUAUUUGUCGGAUCUAUUUGCUUCUUAUCGCGUUGCAUUUCUCUUUUCUUCUGUUUUUUUUUCUUUUUCGAAAAAGGAAAAACAAGAGCAGACGCGUUCAAUAUUAAAAGUACUUAAUCGAUAUCGUUGUUUGACUACCGUUCCAAGUGAUGGGGAUUCUAAUCCGCCAAUGAACGUUAGCAAAAACAGCAGGGAGCCCGGCUGUUUUCGAAAACAAUCGUUUCGUUAUCCGCACACUCUUGCAACCGUUCGCGAAACGUGAAAAUAACGACGGAGGGACGUGACCGAAAGAUACAACAUAGACUCUAUACCGCGUAGAGACAGACUUGGAGAAAUCGUGAGAAAAGCCUCUCUUCCGUUCCGUUCCGCGACCCCUUCUUUCUGUUUCGUUUUCUGCUUAACCCCUCGCACCGGAGGUGCCCCCACGACUUUGCGACGGCCCUGGACAUAACUUUUUAACGUUUCCAACGUCGCGCCUGCCCUCUGGUGCCUAAUUUUCAGCGAUGAAUGUUCACUAUUUACAGGUUUUGUGAAUAAAUCGUGUAUCGUGCGUAUAAGGACGAAUUCGUAGUCUUCGUCGCCCCCACUGAAGAUCGCAGGUUGUGAACAAAAAAAAAUGUCGUGGUAUCGGAAAAUCGUUUAGGAGAGGAAAACGGUCAGAUCAACUUGUACAGUGGUGGCCCCAUGGAAGGCACGUUGGAAGAACCCCCUGUUAAGGACUCAUCUGAGGCCAGUCCUGAUAAGGUUCUUAAAGAUGUUGUGAUACCGAACGGUGUCAAUGGAAAUUAUAAUGACAAAGAAGAAUUUGCGGAUGCGGAUAACGCAUCCAAUCUUGUGUCGGAUGAAAUUAACAGUGCGGCAGAAGGGGAGAGGGAGGAAAAUGGCGAGGAAGAUGACGAGGACGAACAUAGAAUGGAAGUUGAAAUCGAAGGAGAAGAUGUAGAAUCGGAAGACAGUGAGCAGGAUAGAAUAGAGUCAAGUGGGAAUAAAGAGGGUGAUAUGUCUGACUCCGAAACUGACUCUAAAACGUCUGAUUCACCCGAGGGUAUCAGUGAGAUGAACAAUUCUAGUGAAGUGUCUAAAACUGAUGAUAAGUGUAAAAACACGAGUUGUGAGGCUAUGGAAGUCGACGAACAGAGUAACAACUCCGACGUGGAAUGUCUCGAUGAGCACAUAACAGAAAUACAAUUCGAUAACGACGAUGUGUUCCCCUUGAAAAAUUCUACGCUAAAGGAUGACCAUAAUUUAUCAGGCAGUAGUGAUAUACAGAUACAACUUACCGACAGUAGCGAUAUUACCGAUAAUAUUUUGGAUUCGUCAGACGUGAAAAUUUGUGAGGAGAACGGAAGCUGCGAGAGUCCGGAUAUCGAAGAGAUAACGGACAGCGCAAAGAAUGGUCACAAUUCUUCAUCGGAACGCACCAAUAAAGAUCCCACGAAGCAAAAGAAGCCAAGGAAACAAGUAGACCUUAGUAGUAUUACGCCGAGAAGAAGUACUCGUAAUAUAAAGAGGACGAGUUAUAUAGAAAAAGAAGUAGAGGAAGAAGUAGAAGACGAUGGUUCUGACAUAGAAGAAAUUAAGCCUGAAGAUCCUUUGGCUGGUAUCGAUAGUAAAGAUAAAGAGAAUUCCAAACUCAAAUCACCGAUAAAAAAUAGUAAAACUACUAUCGUAGUUAACGAUACUAAACGCUUAGUAGAAAUUGCGGCAGGUAGUAAGUCUGUGAAAGGAGGGAAAAAAGAGCCCACCCUGGUUAUUAUAGAUACAAAUUCUAUUCUUUCUGGGCGUGGUGGUGUUCCUGUGAGUAACAACAAACCUCAUCAUAGUGUUUCUGGUUCUAGCUCUUUUUCAGUAGUUCCCAUGGGUAUGACAACGCAAACGAUGUAUCCUAAUAUGAGAACGACGAUUACCCCUGUACCCAUGACAUCAAAAACAGCACAGUUAAGUCCUAAAACCAGCAGUAUGACUACGGUGACACCUCCUGCACCUCCUAUAUUACCUACUCUAACCGACGAUAUGUUCGUCGUGGAGGCACCAUCUUUUAUAGUACCGUACGUGUACGAAAAACCGCCUCUGAAACCAUUAAAAGACUUUGUCUCAAAAUUGGAGCAAUGUUUAAAGGAGAAAGAGAAGGAAGAGCAGGAAGAAAGAAGCAAGCAGAAUCUAGAAGAGAACAAAGGAGAAGAAUGUAACGAUGACUCGUCAGAUUCGAGUCAAAAAAAUAAAGAUAAAAACGAAGAGAGCGAAGGCGAAGGAAGUUCUAAGGUAAAAAAGGACGGAGAAGAUAAAGGAGGCGACAGUUCGGUAGAUUUAAUCGAGCCUGGACUUAGUAACGUAAGUGACAAACCCGACGUCAGGCAGGACGAUAGGAAUAAAGUAAUGACUUACUUCGAUUUACCGCUGGGAAAAUUUUUCAUGCAAAUUGGAGUGAACCUUGUUCAAGAAUACGUGCAAACUGAUCUUUUACGGACUCAAAAACGUAAACAAGGCAAGGGCAGCACGUCCGCUGAAACUCAAUUAGCUAUAAAUUCACUCAUCAAGAACUUAGAAUUUAGUAAAGAAAAUAAUGAACCAUUCCACUUAGAACUGAAGAAAUGUGAAUUCUGUAAUUUUAAAACAGAAUCGACCUUAGUCAUGCAGCAUCAUUUAGAAACUCCACAUAUGCGCAACUAUGUCUAUAAAUGUAACUUCUGUCCGAUCGAAGUGCGUAGUCCUCACGAUAUCUUAUUUCAUAUGGAAGCAGAACACAAUACUCGCGGGAGGUUGGAGCGCGGUCCAGCUUUUCAUCAAUGUCCGAAUUGUCCGUUCGAAGAUAACCAAAAAGGGAAACUUACUCGGCAUAUACUUGCUUGCACCAAGAAAUUCAGACCGGAAAAGAAUUUGGAGCCAGCCGCUGAUUGGGAACCCCCGGCGAAGAUUCCGAGACUAAAUCGAGCAAGACCCGGACCAACUAAUCCCAACGCCCUUGCCAUGGCAAUGAGUGGUAAAGGACCACAACCGCUUUUACCAAAAUUACUUCCUGCUCCUAUCACCGGUCGUGGAAGAGGACGGCCACCUAUGCAACCAAGGUACUCGGAAUUGAAAACGUUGCGACCGGGUGGUACGACAAUGCGGCAAGAUAAUGUUGCAGGAAUGAUGUAUCGUCCAACAUCUUCUGGUUUAUUGGUCCCUACUUCGUACCAGUUCGGUAGUAACCAAAUAUUUCAGGUGGUGGGUGGCUCUGGGACUGUCAUGUCGGCUGUCUCGGGAGUGAGUAGCAGUAGCGGCGGCAGUUCCGGUCAACCCACACCCAUUGCACUUGUACCCAACGUAAUCGACUCUCUCUCUAGGUUGUCCUCGUCACAGAAUACAACAACCAGUCCAAAAAAUCCCACAGCGAAGCUGUUGAGUCAACCAAGUAUAUCUAUAACUCCGCUACCGCGUACGACGUCACAAACCUCUGUUCCUGGUUCUGGAACUUCAUCAAAAGCAGGGGGGAAAACUACAUUUGUUAUAUGCGAGAUCUGCGACGGUUAUAUUAAGGAUCUAGAACAACUACGUAAUCACAUGCAGUGGAUCCACAAAGUAAAAAUACAUCCAAAGAUGAUCUACAAUAGACCUCCAUUGAACUGCCAAAAAUGUCAGUUUCGGUUUUUCACAGAUCAGGGUCUCGAAAGACACUUACUUGGGUCCCAUGGACUGGUCACAUCUAGUAUGCAAGAAGCAGCAAAUAAAGGAAAGGAUGCAGGUCGCUGUCCCGCUUGUGGCAGGGUGUAUCAAUGGAAAUUACUAAAUCAUGUCGCGCGAGAUCACGGAAUGACACUAAAACCUGCGCAUCUAUCUUAUAAGUGUACAGUUUGCACUGCCACGUUUGGAAUGUAUAAGCAGUUUGAGAAUCACGUUUACUCGGCACACAGUGUCGUAGCCAAACGAGUAAUGGAUAAGAAGAACACACCUUCAUCUCCAUCGUCCAGAUCCAAUGACUCCCUUCUGAAACCGUUGAAGAUCAAUGAUGAAAUUACGAUUAUUCCACAACCAGCAAAACCUACAACCAGGUCGGGUGCAUCUCAAGGCAGAGGAAAAUAGCAAUGAUCAGCAGAGUGAUACAUGUGUCUUGUCUUACUGAAUUUUACGUAAAUUUGUGGUACUCCAUACUGGUCAUUGUAGUACACAGUGACUUGACGUGCCGUGUACAUGUGUAUGCAUAUUAUGCUUAAGACGCAAUUACAAACACAUAAACUUACAACUCUUGGCAAAAAAAAACUAGUUGAUUGCGUAAUAAUAUUCCAUCAAUGAUUAUACCAAUAUAUUUAUUUAAGAAUUUUUAUUGUUGUUAUCGGACAUACAUAAAAUAGACUGUAAAAAUAUUAAAGGGUGGCCUUCAGUCUAAUUCCUUGGUUAAUCCUAGAGCUGCAUACUCCUGACCUACACGCCUAUGAAAACCUAUAAAUAUUAAGUGUAUUUACAUUUUAUGCAACACUCGCAGGUCAUAUUGCGAAAUCACUCUUACAUAGCAAAUUCACUAUAAUAUAAAUUCUUUUUCUAAGACAAAUAUAUUUGAAUUAAUUCUAUUUUGUUAAUAACGCUAAUACGAUUGCGUAGGGCAACGAACGAUGUAUUGCCCUUACUCUACAUAUUCGAUACGUUUACGCAUCACGUUACAAAACAAUUUCUGAACGAUAUACGAAGUAACAAAUUGUACUAAUUAACCAGAGUGCCCUAGACUGUCCCGAGAUAUCUUUUGGUAUUGUAACAUGUAUCGAUAGUUUCGUCUCAAAGUUUUUCUAUCAUGUGUACACUUCUCUCUUUUUUUCCUUUCUUUUUUUUUUUUAAUUUCGCCAUCGUAUUUUUAAGCGACGAAUGUGGGAACGUAUAAUUCGCUGCUUAAUUUGUAAACGUUUCGUAAAGUUGCGUGUAUGAAAUAAGUUGUAACGUCAGAGACCUUUAAAGUUGUAAAUUGUAUCUAUUGCUAUAAGUUGAAAUCUUCGAUCACAAGUAUUGUAAUAAAACGUUCAGUUUUAUUUUUGCGCUUUUAUAAGAACAAAAAUGUACAUUAACAUAGAGUAUAAUAUAAAGGAUUAUAUCAAUAAAAUAGGAUGGCACACAUAAUGUGUAUACAUUUUUUCUGUUAAAAAAAAAAAGAGAAAAAAAAAGAAACGGUAAAAUCUGUCAUGGAGCAUUGAACUUAUUAGCACACAUCGCGACGUAUAUUCAUAUUUCUGUAUGUAUAUAUAUAAUAUACAGAAAAAAAUAUUAUAUAUAUAAAUACGCAAAAUUAUUCUAGUAUAGCGAUAGCGUGAUAUAAGAAGAGAUAUUUAAUUAUCUUCUUGUAUGCACUCUGGAUUGAUAAUAGGCUUAUAUUGAUAUGUAGAUAGUUGAAAAAAGUAACAAGUUUAAUUUAAUAAUUUCGAUUCUUUCUUGAUAAGUUUUGUACGUUAUUGUAGAACAUAAUUUUAGACGAAAAAAUGCAUUAAACGAAGGAAAUCACAUGGUGCGUUUUUGCACUAUACGGCUGUAUUAUUUCAUUCUACCCACUUGCCGCCGUCAUGGCAAGUCAUGUUGGUAAAACAGAGAAACAUUCAUAAACGUAAUUACAGAAAUAUAUAGUUUACUGUAAUAAUUUGUACAAUAUUAUAUGAUUAUUAAAAUAAAGUGUACCAACAUUGUA
Hylaeus anthracinus is the source of this 6089-nucleotide messenger RNA. RefSeq lists its product as uncharacterized. The record is from RefSeq and is a predicted model, not a curated record. The coding region runs from base 1130 to 4507 and encodes 1125 amino acids. Gene Ontology annotation, biological process: regulation of gene expression. The transcript is spliced from 9 exons. Gene Ontology annotation, cellular component: nucleus. Lineage: Eukaryota; Metazoa; Arthropoda; Insecta; Hymenoptera; Colletidae.